AAAAAGGGAACAAAAACGAAAACAAAAGAAGAAAUGAAUUUGAGCACAGCUUGUUGUAGUUCAAGUUCAAGAGCCAACUGGUGGAUUUCUUCAUUCUCGCCAAUCAUCACUACUACUAGUACAAGUACAAGUACAUUCUCAGUCUCAGCAACCAAAUUCUCAUUCCCAUUUUUGCGAUACCCACUUGGUUGUAUUCGUAUUGCUCCAGAGAAAUCCCGUUUGGUUUAUGUCCGCAAGAGACGCUCAGAGUCCGACCAACCAAUCAUCAGCCCAACCAUCGUUGAAGAAGUUUCAGCCGUCGACGAAGAGGACCUUCUCUUUGACGAACUGGAAGAUGAUGAAGAUUUUGUUGACGAUGACGGUGAUUAUUAUGUUGAAGAUGAGUAUGAGGAAGAUGAUGCGGAAACUUACGUUGGGGAUGGAGGGGCAGGGGGUGGAAUUUCUCUUGCAGGGACAUGGUGGGAUAAAAAGGCAUUGGAAAUAGCGGAAGAAGUUUCUCUUUCAUUUGACGGUGACUUGAACAUAUACGCCCUCAAGACAUUGUCGAAUUCCACCAUUCGAGUGCGCAUCGAGAACCUUACUAAGAAGUCUGGUUCCCCCAGUAUGGGAGAUAUAGAAGCUUUUUCUGCAGCAUACCGAGCACGGUUAGACGAAGCAGAGCUUGCUAAAUCCAUACCCGAAAAUAUAUGUUUGGAGGUUUCAUCUCCGGGCGUCGAAAGGGUUGUUCGGGUUCCACAAGACCUAGACCGGUUCAAAGAACGGCCAAUGUACGUAAAAUAUGUCAGUGAGAUAGCUGCAACUGGUUCAUCUUCAGAAAGUGAUGGUGUUUUUAGGCUUGUUUCUUUCGACUUGGAGAUGAGGAGUUGCACUUGGGGUUUAGCAGAUGUGAGGAUAAACAGGGAGAAAGCUGGGAAAGGGAGGCCACUCAGCAAAAAACAACGAGAAUGGCGUUUAGACACACCCUUCGAUUCCUUGCGCUUAGUUCGGUUGUAUUCUGAAAUUUGACCUUUAUUUCGAAUAUGUUUUUCCCCCUCCCUCUAUAACCAUGUCUGUAGAAGAAAUUAAAAAUAUGGCGGAUUAUUAUACAUAAAAGAAACUAAUACCUAAAA
Molecule: messenger RNA, 1109 nt
Organism: Morus notabilis
Lineage: Eukaryota; Viridiplantae; Streptophyta; Magnoliopsida; Rosales; Moraceae
Exons: 5
Coding region: 34-1005 (323 amino acids)
Biological process (GO): ribosomal small subunit biogenesis
Source: RefSeq, a predicted model, not a curated record